Molecule: messenger RNA, 543 nt
Organism: Miscanthus lutarioriparius
Lineage: Eukaryota; Viridiplantae; Streptophyta; Magnoliopsida; Poales; Poaceae
Source: the annotation of a GenBank genome assembly
AUGGGGUUCGUCGGCGACACGAUGGAGUCGAUCCGCUCCAUUCAGAUCCGCCAAGUGCUCACGCAGAUCAUCAGCCUCGGUAUGAUUGUUACCUCUGCGUUAAUCAUAUGGAAGGGGUUGAUAGUUUUCACGGGGAGCGAGUCACCAGUUGUAGUGGUUCUCUCUGGUAGCAUGGAGCCCGGAUUUAAAAGGGGUGAUAUCCUGUUUCUGCAUAUGAGCAAAGAUCCUAUUCGCACAGGAGAAAUAGUUGUUUUCAAUGUCGAUGGCCGUGAAAUUCCAAUUGUUCACCGUGUGAUUAAGGUCCAUGAACGUCAGGACACUGCAGAAGUGGACAUCCUCACCAAAGGUGACAAUAAUUUUGGGGAUGACCGACUAUUAUAUGCACAUGGGCAGCUUUGGCUCCAGCAACAUCACAUUAUGGGACGUGCCGUGGGCUACCUUCCAUAUGUUGGCUGGGUUACAAUUAUCAUGACUGAGAAACCAUUUAUUAAGUACCUGCUGAUUGGCGCACUGGGCUUGCUGGUCAUAACGUCGAAAGAUUAG